Vespula pensylvanica (western yellowjacket) is the source of this 878-nucleotide messenger RNA. RefSeq lists its product as uncharacterized. The transcript has 4 exons. The coding region runs from base 401 to 748 and encodes 115 amino acids. The record is from RefSeq and is a predicted model, not a curated record. Lineage: Eukaryota; Metazoa; Arthropoda; Insecta; Hymenoptera; Vespidae.
AUUUUUAAUUUUCAUUAUUAAAAUUUCGAUUAUAUGGUAAUUUUUUUUAGUUACUAAACGAACUAAAUUUUUGGUGAUAUGCUCACCCUGACGGUAAAUUCAAGAAUAUAUAUGUUUCGAGCGCGACCCACCCGUGGAACGCGUUCGAUGAAAGAGUCGGCCGCGAGCCACCGGUGGUACGCGCCGGCGUGAACGUGUUAAUACGUAAUUUUAUUGAUAAAUUAUAUAUCCUAUUUUUAUUGAUAUACUUUUUAUUAAUAAAUUAUAUUGGAAGAUGUGAAUAAAUGUAAUAUGACAAUAGUAUAUCGAAUACAACGAGAGAGGCAGUCCAUUAAAUUGGAUCGACGGUCGGAAGCCACGAAAAGGAUUGCCGUCCGAUGCUCGACCUUUAACCGACAAUAUGGAGGAUGUACUCAAAUCAAAGGGCAUUUUUCGAGAGGUUCGUGUCAGUCUAGCACGAGAUAUAAAAAAAAAGAGACGGAAACGUUUCUACCGAGAAUUAAAAACACUGGGAGCAAUUGUUUUAAAAGAUUCCGAUCGACACAAGUCCACUCAUGUGAUUCACGAUCGUAAAGAAAUUCCGUCGACAAUUCUCAAGGAUUUUCACGAUAUUCCAAAAAGUGCAAGACACGUAAACUCAUCGUGGGUGGAAGAAUCUGCUGCGUCAUCGGAAAUGAAGGAUAUUUGUCCGUAUGCAGUAACAUUAGCUGCGGAUUAUUGUAACUGUCCUUGCAGCUGUACCCACUAAUGAUGAACGAGCAUCAAUUCAAAAUAUCUUUUGUCAUAUUAUUGAUUUUCCUCGAGUUCCGACGAGCUUUUGUCUCUUAUUUCAUUAUUAUGGAGAUAUAGAAACAUUUAAUUAAUGAAUUCAAAAUAAC